AUGGUUUCGAGCUUUGACAACUUGCUUCAAGGCCUACCUACAGCAACGGUCUGUGUUAGACUACCUACGAUUUUGGAAAACGCCAAGACCUGCAUCGCUUCCCUUCAGCUCUUCACCACUAAAAACAUCAAUUCAACCCUUGUCGCCUUUAGCCAACUUCAAUCUGCCAAUUACACUACACCAUUCGGCGCUUCGAGACGAUUACACUGA
This is a messenger RNA of Fusarium pseudograminearum CS3096, 210 nucleotides long. RefSeq lists its product as uncharacterized. Lineage: Eukaryota; Fungi; Ascomycota; Sordariomycetes; Hypocreales; Nectriaceae. The record is from RefSeq and is a predicted model, not a curated record. The transcript has 2 exons. Bases 1 to 210 code for a protein of 69 amino acids.